UUUAUGUUCAUGGUUUAAUAAUACCCAUUUUCUUCUUCUUCGAAUUAAAACUUUACUUUCCAUAAUAAUAAUGUCAAUGGCAGGGGAAGAGUUGCACCACCUCUGACUCUGACCCCAUUGCCAUUUUUCCUGUAUAGAUCACGAUCGGAGACGGUUGAUUUUACGGAGAAGUGGAAAUUCUAUAAUAAUUCGAAUAGGUUAGGGGAGGGUUUGUGAAUUCAUAGGAAAAAUGGGGGUUAUGUCCAGGCGGGUUGUCCCCGUCUGUGGUAACCUCUGUGUGUUUUGUCCUUCUCUUCGUGCAAGAUCAAGGCAACCGGUGAAACGAUACAAGAAGUUCAUUGCUGAUAUAUUCCCGCGUAAUCAGGUUGCUGAGCCUAAUGAUAGGAAAUUUGGAAAGCUAUGUGAGUAUGCUUCUAAGAAUCCAUUGAGAAUUCCAAAGAUUACUGACAACUUGGAGCAAAGAUGUUACAAGGAUUUGCGUAAUGAAAACUUUGGUUCAGUGAAAGUGGUCUUGUGCAUAUACAGGAAACUGUUAUCGACAUGUAAGGAGCAGAUGCCACUGUUUGCCAAUAGUUUAUUAGGGAUCAUUCGGACUCUUCUAGAGCAAACUCGGGCAGAUGAAAUGCAGAUCUUAGGUUGCAACACUCUUGUAGAAUUUAUAGAUUGCCAGACAGAUGGUACAUACAUGUUCAACCUAGAGGGUUUUAUACCAAAACUAUGUCAAUUGGCUCAAGAAGUGGGUAAUAAUGAACAAGCUCUGCUUCUACGUUCAGCUGGACUACAAGCUCUAUCCCAUAUGGUGCAGUUCAUGGGAGAGCACUCACAUCUUUCAAUGGAUUUUGACAAAAUUAUAUCAGUGAUUUUGGAGAAUUUCAAGGAUCUCCAAUCCAAAUCCAAUCUUGCCAAAGUGGAGAAACUGAAUUCACAAUCUCAGAGUCAGUUGGUCCAAGGAUUUCCCAAAGAAGGAGCUGUGACAGAGUCCAAGUUGGAUGCUGCUAAAGAUCCUGCUUAUUGGUCAAAGCUUUGCUUGUAUAAUAUUGCCAAAUUGGCAAAGGAAGCUACCACUGUGCGGCGUGUCCUCAAACCACUUUUUCAUAAUUUUGAUUCUGAAAACCAAUGGUCUUCUGAAAAGGGAGUUGCUUCAUGUGUUUUGAUGUAUUUGCAAUCCCUUCUAGCAGAAUCAGGAGAUAACUCGCAUCUUCUGUUGUCCAUUUUGGUCAAGCACUUGGAUCAUAAGAAUGUUGCUAAGAAGCCGAUCCUUCAGAUUGAUAUUAUUAACACCACCACGCAGCUUGCACAAAAUGUGAAGCAGCAGGCUUCAGUUGCAAUAAUUGGGGCAAUAUCUGACCUCAUUAAACAUUUAAGGAAAUGCCUGCAAAAUUUAGCUGAAGCAUCCAGCAAUGGAAAUGAUGCAUAUAAGUUGAAUGCUGAACUUCAGUCUGCCUUAGAAAUGUGUAUAUUACAACUUUCAAACAAGGUUGGGGAUAUAGGACCAAUUCUUGAUUUGAUGGCUGUGACACUGGAGAAUAUCCCAAUUACUACCAUCAUAGCAAGAUCAACAAUCUCUGCUGUCUAUCAAACAGCAAAAUUAAUCACUUCCAUCCCCAAUGUGUCAUAUCACAAUAAGGCUUUCCCUGAUGCCUUGUUUCAUCAAUUGCUCCUGGCCAUGGCUCAUCCUGACUCUGAAACACAAAUUGGAGCACAUAGUGUCUUCUCCAUGGUGCUUAUGCCAUCCAUGUGUUCUCCUUGGUUAGACCCCAAAACAAAGAUUGCUCAGAAUGACAACUUCUCCACUCAGCAUGAAACUUUUUCUGGAGCUGAAAACUCGAAUGGGAAAUUGGAAGAAGGAAAGGCAAUAGCCAGUGUCAAUGGGAAGAAAUAUGUGAUUCAUCCUUAUCGUGGCUACAGCUUUACUCCGAAGCUAACUGAUGGAGAAGAUGAUCAAAGUUCUCUUUGGCUGAGCAGUCACCAAGUGAGUCUUUUGCUUUCUUCAAUCUGGGUUCAGGCAACAUCUGUGGAGAAUGGCCCUGCAAAUUAUGAGGCAAUGGCACACACCUAUAGCAUUGCUUUAUUAUUUUCUCAUUCUAAGGCGUCAAAUUACAUGGUUUUAGCAAGAUGUUUUCAACUUGCAUUCUCCCUCAGGAGCAUCUCUUUGGAUCAAGAAGGAGGUUUACAACCAUCUCACAGGAGGUCCCUUUUUACCUUGGCUUCAUACAUGCUUAUCUUCUCUGCCAGGGCUGGCAAUGUCCCUGGUCUUAUUCCAGAAGUUAAAGCAUCACUGACAGAGCCAACAGUAGAUCCUUUUCUUGAAUUGGUUGAUGAUAUCCGGCUGCAGGCUGUCUGUAUAGAAUCAGAGAAGAUAAUUUAUGGAUCUCAGGAAGAUGAGGUCGCUGCUGCAAAGUCUCUUUCAGAUGUAGAAUUGGAUGACAAGCAGUUGAAAGAGACUAUAAUAUCGUACUUUAUGACUAAAUUUUCAAAAUUGUCUGAGGAUGAAUUGUCUAGCAUAAAGAAUCAACUUCUACAGGGUUUUUCCCCUGAUGAUGCAUAUCCAUCAGGACCUCCAUUAUUUAUGGAGACGCCAAGACCAUGUUCUCCUCUUGCUCAGAUUGAGUUCCCAAAUUUUGAUGAGAUAAUGGUUCCGGAUGAUUUGAUGGAGGAAGAGACUGGACCUGAACAUAGUGGAAGUCAGUCAGAUCACAAAACAUCACUGUCAACCAACUACCCCGAUGUUCUAAAUGUUAAUCAACUCUUGGAUUCGGUUUUGGAAACUGCACGGCAAGUUGCAAGUUUCUCCACUUCCUCAACUCCUUUACCUUAUGACCAAAUGAAGAACCAGUGUGAGGCACUUGUAACAGGGAAACAACAGAAGAUGUCAGUCAUUCACAGUUUCAAGCAUCAACAGGAGAGUAAGGCCAUAAUUCUUUCAAGUGAAAAUGAAGUAAAAGUUUCCCCUCUACCUGCUAAGGCACUGGAAUAUUCAAACGGUGAUUUGAAGUUAGUGACUCAGCAGCAAUUUGAAGCACAGGAUCAAGUACGCCACCGUUCUCAUGACUCUGGGCACCAACAUUCUUUGAGACUACCACCUUCGAGCCCCUAUGAUAAAUUCUUGAAAGCUGCGGGAUGCUAAUGACACUAACCUGCAAUAGAUGCCAUUUUUUCAUUCUUUGCAAUGCUGUGUGGACCAAAUGCUAGAAGCUCCUAAUGAGUCAUGAUUCAUGAAGAAUGAAUUCCUGUACGGCUGCUCCGCUUUUUCCUUCCCAAAUUGCCAAUAAAGCGAGCUCUGGGCGUAUUACCAUACGUGUAUUUUUAUUUAUAGAUAUUCAUACAUAAAUUAUUAAUAUAAAUAUGUUAUAUGGUAAAUAUACGCUUCAUUUUUACGGUGUAGGGGUGAAAUAGAGGAAAUAUUUGAUAGAUGUGAUGGAAAAUAAAGAGAUAGGGAGGAAAUGGGUUGGGAGAAAAAAUGAGUGUAUGAAAAUAAUAACACAUUUGAUAUAUAUAUAUAAUUUUUUGAAGAAUUA
This is a messenger RNA of Glycine soja, 3518 nucleotides long. RefSeq lists its product as uncharacterized. The record is from RefSeq and is a predicted model, not a curated record. The coding region runs from base 230 to 3127 and encodes 965 amino acids. The transcript has 22 exons. NCBI's taxonomy places the organism in Eukaryota, Viridiplantae, Streptophyta, Magnoliopsida, Fabales, Fabaceae.